Ictalurus punctatus (channel catfish) is the source of this 2637-nucleotide messenger RNA. It is a transcript of the gene ark2ca, whose product is annotated as ring finger protein 165a. NCBI's taxonomy places the organism in Eukaryota, Metazoa, Chordata, Actinopteri, Siluriformes, Ictaluridae. Gene Ontology annotation, molecular function: ubiquitin protein ligase activity; zinc ion binding. The transcript is spliced from 8 exons. Bases 497 to 1423 code for a protein of 308 amino acids. The record is from RefSeq and is a predicted model, not a curated record.
UUGAACUCAUACUCUACUGGACACUUCUGGACAUCAAGCGCGGAUUAGAAUCGAAUCAUUUGUCGUUAAUUGACUGUAGGUUCCUCAGUGUUCUUUCACUUCACACGAACCUGACGUCAUUCACACUAGCACGCUGUUUUAUUUUUGGCUCUAUGGCAAUUUCAACAGCACACUGCGCUGUGCAGCCGCGACGCGAUUGGCUGAAACUUGGAGCUGCCGGAAGUCAAUCCCAGGACUCUGAUUGGCGGUCGCUGCCUUUGUGCGCGCGGCAGCUGCUUCUCUCGGCUGCAGUAUUUAGAAUGGUCGUGCUGAAUGACCGCAGAGACGCUCAGGGCUUGGGUGACUCUGAUUGGCUGAGGCUGGGGUUUCAGAAGACGUAUACGUGGUCGCUGAUUGGCUGGUGCUCUCUUUGUGCGCGCGGCGUCUCGGCAGCUGCGUUUUGAAUGGUCCUGCGUUUGAGAAGCCGAAAAGGCGUCCAUGGGCAAAAGGAGUCAGGAUGGUGUUAGUUCAUGUCGGAUAUCUGGUUCUUCCCGUGUUUGGUUCAGUAAGAAGCAGAGGUACUCAUUUCAGCAGGCACCAGCACAGCCAUGCUACAUCCUGCCGACAUUUCCACCUGGCCACACCCCUUCCUACUGAGUUCCCGCCAACCGGCCUUGCGGCCCCACAGUACCAGGAAGUCCCACCCACUUUCCUACCUCAGGCCUUACAGCAGCAAUACCUCAUACAGCAGCAGCUACUGCAGCGCAGACGUACACAAGAGCGUGUUCCUCUCAACACACACCGGUUACGCCCAGGAUAUGAUUAUUCCCCUCCCAUGCACAUUCCUCAGCCAAUCACACAACAGCCCAGAUACCUAGCCGAGGGCACAGACUGGGACCUGAGCGUGGACGCGGGUUUGUCACAUCAGUACUCGCUGCAGCAGAUCCCACAGCCCUACCAGCACUACUUAGCCUCUCCCAGAAUGCACCACUUCCCCCGGAAUACUUCGUCUACGCAAGUGGUUGUCCACGAGGUAAGGAAUUAUCCGUAUCCCCAGCUGCACCUACUGGCUCUGCAGAGUUUAAGCCCCAGCCGACAUGCUUCUGCUGUACGGGAGAGUUAUGAGGAAUUGCUCCAGCUGGAGGAUCGUUUGGGCAGCGUGAGCCGAGGAGCCAUCCAGACCACCAUUGAGAGGUUUACCUUCCCUCACAAGUAUAAGAAGCGGAAGCCGUUGGACAUGAAGCUGUGUGAUGAUGAGGAGGAGUCCGACUUGGAUGAGAAAUGCACCAUCUGUCUGUCCAUGCUGGAGGAUGGCGAGGACGUCAGGCGAUUACCCUGCAUGCACCUCUUUCAUCAGGUGUGUGUGGAUCAGUGGUUGGCCACCAGCAGGAAGUGUCCCAUAUGCAGAGUGGACAUCCAGACACAGCUAACACCUGAGAGCUGAAAUACACACACACACACACACACACACACAUACACACACACACACUGACUCAGUUCACAUUUAGGAAUUGAAGCAUAUAGACGUACAGACACAGCUCAGAAAUGAGCUCAGGAACACAAACCUCAUGCCAACAGUUUAAAGACAUCUACUCAGAUACAAAACCCAUUUAUACUCAUGCCAUCAAUAAGUCAAAGGUAGACAAACACACACACACACACACACACACACACACACACAUACACACAGACUCUCUCUCUAGUGUACAUAGUGGCCUACACUACAUUCUCUGCCUAUAUACACAGGGUCAGCGCUCUCUCUCUCUCUCUCUCUCUCUCAAACACACACACACUCAUACAUCCACUUUACUGAGACAAUUCAGACUCUGUUACUGUUCUCUGUCAUGCACACACAGGUGUUAGAGUAAUGUAAGGAUGAUAUUAAGAGUAACCUGUCUGUGUGUGUGUGUGUGUGUGUGUGUGUGUGUGUGUGUGUGUGUAUUAGUAGCAUCUGUGUGUGUGUGUGUUUGUGUAAUUCUAAAGCCAUGCCCCUAAUGAAAGACUUUAUACAAGCUCUAGUCAGGGUCUGCAAGACUCCGAGCUUGCAGACAACACACACAUAUGCUUAACUGCUGCUCGGGAGCAGGUGUGUGCGCAUUUCUUUCAUGCUGCAGCUAUUUCAGUAGUGUGUAUGUGUGGAGACUACAUACCUUGUGUGUGUGUGUGUGUGUGUGUGUGUGUGUGUGUGUGUGUGUGUGUGCUUCAAUGUGGAGGAUCAUAGACAAUAGUUAGCUGUGCACUAACAUUCUUAUAGAAAAGCCAAAAUUACACACACACACACACACACACACACACACACACACAGGAAAAAAAAGAAAGCAAAAUAAUAAUAAUAAUAAUAAUAAUAAAAUAACAGAAGCAUCUGUCAGAAUUUAUUUAAAUGAGGGAGGGGCAGAACACAAAGGUCUCCAAUCCAAGAAGUUAGGAGACAAGGGGAGAUUGGGAUUGGCGGGUGUGUAGAUAGGGGAUGGGGCUCUCCAGUGUAGUAGCUGCAUGCCUCUGUGUUUGGGCUGUUCUGUAAUUGUAUGCGUGUGUGUGUGUGUGUGUGUGUGUGUGUGUGUGUGUGUGUGAAAAAUAAUUCUGCAUGAGUGUAAAUUAGCCCCUUUAAGCUGUGAUGAUCUGUAACACUAGCAGACUGAUGUAGCGUGUGAGUGUGUG